Messenger RNA from Periophthalmus magnuspinnatus, 1666 nucleotides. Its product is annotated as paired box protein Pax-6. The transcript has 14 exons. The record is from RefSeq and is a predicted model, not a curated record. Lineage: Eukaryota; Metazoa; Chordata; Actinopteri; Gobiiformes; Gobiidae. Bases 359 to 1666 code for a protein of 435 amino acids. Gene Ontology annotation, molecular function: DNA-binding transcription factor activity, RNA polymerase II-specific; RNA polymerase II cis-regulatory region sequence-specific DNA binding. Gene Ontology annotation, biological process: anatomical structure development; regulation of transcription by RNA polymerase II.
AAAGAGCUGCAGAUUUUUUUCCUCCUCACUCUAACUGACAUUUCAACUCCAGGACGGAUCCAAAGGUAAAGAUAGAUUAUUAUCGGGACAUUUACGUUUGGGUCUCCGUGGUGAAAACACUGCACACCCGGAAGGAAACGGCGACGUUACGCACAAAGGAUACGUGCAUCAUUUCGGACGUUGAUAAGGGAUAUCCCUUCUGUCUUCGCCACUGAAGACCACUGGAAACUAAUUUUCCUCAUCAGAAGUUCCUAAGAGAGACUGAUUCGGCUCUGUGUGGGCUUUUUCUUUUUUUGUGCCUGGUCUGGAAAACUGGGCUGAGCCUAUAGUUUGCCAAGGACUUUGACACCGAAACAGGAUGCCUCAGAAAGAAUACCACAAUCAAGCCACGUGGGAGUCUGGCGUUGCCUCAAUGAUGCAGAACAAGGUGUUUGACAUCUGUGAUGAAGGUCACAGUGGCGUGAACCAGCUCGGCGGUGUGUUUGUUAAUGGGAGACCGCUGCCGGAUUCCACCAGGCAGAAAAUAGUUGAACUUGCUCACAGUGGCGCGCGACCCUGCGACAUCUCCAGGAUCCUGCAGACCGAUGAUGAAGUCCAAGUGCUGGACAGUGAAAAGGUAUCCAACGGCUGCGUGAGCAAGAUCCUGGGUAGAUACUACGAGACGGGCUCCAUAAGGCCGAGAGCGAUAGGAGGAAGCAAGCCCAGGGUCGCCACUCCGGAGGUAGUCGCCAAAAUCGCGCAGUAUAAACGAGAGUGUCCGAGUAUCUUCGCCUGGGAGAUCCGUGACAGACUUUUGUCGGAGGGGAUCUGCACCAACGACAAUAUACCCAGCGUGUCAUCGAUAAACAGAGUCCUCCGCAACCUGGCGAGUGAAAAGCAACAGAUGGGCGCAGAUGGCAUGUAUGACAAGCUGAGAAUGCUCAACGGUCAGACAGGAACUUGGGGGACCCGGCCAGGCUGGUACCCCGGAACAUCGGUGCCAGGGCAGCCCAACCAAGAUGGCUGUCAACAACAAGAUGGUGCAGGGGAGAACACCAACUCCAUCAGCUCAAACGGAGAGGAUUCAGAAGAGACACAGAUGCGCCUGCAACUCAAAAGGAAACUCCAGAGAAACCGCACGUCUUUUACGCAGGAACAGAUCGAAGCGCUCGAAAAGGAAUUUGAAAGAACUCACUACCCAGACGUUUUUGCGCGGGAGAGAUUAGCAGCCAAAAUCGACCUGCCCGAAGCAAGAAUACAAGUAUGGUUCUCAAACAGAAGAGCAAAGUGGAGGCGAGAGGAAAAACUGCGGAACCAGCGUCGCCAGGCCAACAAUUCUUCAAGUCACAUUCCCAUCAGCAGCAGCUUCAGCACUAGUGUGUACCAGGCUAUUCCUCAGCCCACCACACCCGUAUCUUUCACCUCGGGGUCAAUGCUGGGUAGACCUGACUCUGCACUCACAAAUACCUACAGUGCACUGCCUCCUAUGCCCAGCUUCACAAUGGCAAACAACCUACCUAUGCAACCCAGCCAGACCUCCUCUUAUUCCUGCAUGCUGCCUACCAGUCCACCAGUGAACGGUCGGAGCUACGAAACAUACACGCCCCCUCAUAUGCAGGCACAUAUGAACAGCCAAUCAAUGACCACUUCUGGUACCACCUCAACAGGGGUAUGGGCGCUGGGCUGA